UUUCACCGGGUUGCUAAGCAACGACAGUCAGGUGACUGUCUGCAGACAUAACAUGGCUGUGCUGUCAGAAGACCAAUGAGGGAAAGGCCACAUUUAGCAUAAUCGAUCUUUAAAAAAAAACUUCUUCUGACCACAAUUGGCCGUUGUACGCAGCAUUUGAGCCGGACUGUUUGAGAUGAGCGCUUUGCAGGAGUUUAUGGCGAAUGGUCCAGAUAGGAACAACCUUUUGGAGAAAGAUGCUCACAUUUGGGAGAGACCGUGGAGCGUCGAGGAGAUUCGACAACACAGUGCCAACUGGUCUUUGGCUGCAGACUCUGGGCUUUUUCUCUACCUCCAAGACUUCUCCCAGAAAAUGUUGUCCAAGACGCAUGAGAUUGAAAAGCAGCUGGACAGCCUGAUCCGUGAUACCAAGGCCACAGACAGCCGCUUGCACUCCGUCUUCAAUGACUUUCUUAUGCUCUCAAAUACACAGUUUAUUGAAAAUAGGGUGUAUGAUGAAGAAGUGGAGGAGACUCUGUCAAAGCCUGAAGUCGUACAGAAGCAUCCAGAGCAGGAGAGGACGAGGGAGCAGAAAGAAGCAGAACUGAUCCCCAAAAUGCAGGAAGCGGUGAAUUACGGUCUGAAAGUUCUGGAGUCUGCAUUUGAGCAUUUGGACAUCAAAGCGGGGAACUCUGACUCAGAAGAUGAAGACGCUGCAGACAGAGAGGAGGCCAUCCUGGAGCCUAAGGAUCUUUACGUAGACAGGCCACUUCCAUAUCUGAUUGGUUCCCAAGCUUUUAUGGAGCAGGAUGAUGUUGGCCUUGGUGACCUUUCAAGUGAUGAAAUGUCCGUUUACAGCGACCGGGACAGUGUGAUGGAGGAGAGUGAAGAGGAAAAGGAGGCAAUUAAGUCGUCUCUGAGUUUUGAGGAUGAUGAAGAGGAGGAAGAAGAUUCCGACAUUUUUGGGGAUUCUGAUAAGGAUGAUGAUGAUGAUGCUAAGAGCACAGACGCGUCACUGUUUACGAAGGAGCUCAACGCUCGGAUCAGGGGGGAACCUGUAAGCAAACCUGAGGGAGAUCGCGCCUCUUUGGCAUCUAAGAGGAGUAAAGGCAGGACAGAAUCAAAGUCGGCAGCAUCACUGGCUGAUGAAGAGGACAGUGAUGAUAUGUUCAAGCCACCUAAGAUGGAUGAAGAGGAUGAUUACUCCCCGUUUGGAGGGAAAAGUGGCCUCUUCAGUGGCGGCAAAGGUCUUUUUGAUGAUGAUGAUGAGGGCGAUCUUUUUUCUGAAAAUUCCAAACCUGCAUCACAAGAAGGAAAAGCUGCAAACGAAAGCUUAAAAAGCACAGCUGCAGAAUCGAGCAAACCUAGCAAGAGAAUUCCCGUGGGAGCUGUGUCAAUAUUCCCAGAUAACAACCUCUUUGUAUCAAAGCAAGACUCAGAUUCAGAGGAGAGCAAAGGCAACGGGGCGCCAGCCACCAAGGAUAAUGUCAUUGGAGGGGGUGGGCUGUUCGAUAAUGACGAUGAAGACGAGGAUGACUUCUUUAGUGGAAACGGCCUGAAAAAGCCCAACUCCGUUGUGCAAGAGAAACCCAAACUCAAGAAAGCAGUCGACCUUUUUGAUGAUGAAGACGGGGAAGACAUCUUUAAUGAAAAGUACAGCCCUCAGCCGACUCAGUCCAAGAAGGAGGUGGUGGAGGAGAAAAAAAAAUCAUCUGAAAAAAAGAUGCUGCCAGGCGCCGUCUCCGUCUUUGGUCCUGGCACUAAAAGCUUACUCAGCGAAGGCCUGAAAAAACGUCAGCCGUCCACCAGCGAGGAGUCGGAAAAAUCCGAGGAGAAAGCUCUUGAUGCUGAUGUCGGCAAACCUUCUGCUGAGCGCACUCGGAAAGUCCAAACCAGAGGUCUCUUUUCUGACGAUGAAGACGCACCGAUAUUUCCAACAAUACCCAAGAGCCAAUCUCAGCCUGAACCUGCUAGCCAAAGAGAAGCUAGAAAAACCUCGUUCCUUUUGUUUGAUGAUGAGGAAGAGGAGGAUCUGUUUGCAUCUGCGGUUAAGUCGAAAGCAAAACCCUCCGGACCCCAACCAAGCAAAGCUGUGGCCAGCUCUCUUUUCAGCGACGAUGAGGACCAAUGGAUGAGUUCACAAAGCAAGCAGGUCAAGCCAGAACCCAAGUCGGGAGGGAUGAAGACCAGUACCAGCGCCCCGUCCAGCCUCCCCAGCACCAAAACAUCCAAGAAGAGUAGCUUGUUUGACAAAGACGAUGAUGAUGAUGACCUUUUUGCUCCGACAAAAGUAUCGAGUCAGAGGAAAUCCCCAAAAGUUGCUCUCCUGUUUGAAGAUGAAGGUGACGAUGAAGAUAAGGAUACCCUCUUUGGCAUCAAACCUGCUGUUAAUGCAAACACAGGAUCCCUUUUUAAACCCCCUUCUGGGAUCUCUGAGUCACCUGGAGCGUCGAAGAAGGUGACGAAGGAGCAGCCUUCCGCGCAGCAGAAACAGGAAGAGGAAAGUCCUUCACCUCCACAAGAGAGCGGUGAAAUCAAAAGGAAGCCGGCUGGAGGCGUCAGUCUCUUCGGCGGCAUUGAUGUUCUUGCUAGUAAGCAGGAUAGGAGUGACAAAGAGGAGGCUGAUGACAUCUUCCUCUCAAAGGACAGUCCACUAACAAAUGUUAGAGAUGAAGGGAAGGAAGACAAAGCAAAAAUAAAGACUGUCAGUCUCUUUGAUGAAGAGGAGGAAGAUGAGUCGAGUUGGAAAGAUCCUAUUGUCACACCAAAAAAGCCCACAGAAGAGAAGAUUCCAGAGCCCACAGAAGAGCGUCUGCAGAUAAACAGCACUGGUGUGUUCCUGGAUGAAGAGUUGCUGUUCAGUCAGACCCAACAGAAGGACAACGACCCAGAUGUGGACCUCUUUGCCGCCUCACCCAAUGCUUCAGUCGAUAGCUCCAAGCUCGGAUCCGCAAAAGACACAGCACAGAGUCUGUUUGCAGAUGAUGAGGAGGAUGAGGAUGACCUCUUCAGCUCCAUCAAACCAAAAGCUCCUCCGAAAGUAGCAGAGAAACCUAGAAAACCUACUGACAGAGCACCGCUUGCCAGUCCUGAGCCUGUGUCAGAGAUCCAAAAACCCGCUCCAAAGCCCGUAAAACCUUCAGAUUCCUCAUCCAGGAUUGGAAAACUUCAAGCCAGCCUGAUGAUCAACCCGACGGCAUUGCUGCCUGGUUCUGUAUCUAACAUGUCGGGGCCCCUGAGCUCCUCCUCUGGAGUAUCCAGCUCCAGCCUGAGUCCAAGUCCUGCCACAACUCCUAUUGAUGCUCAUACAGACAGUGAAAUAGGAGUGAGCUUUGAUACUCCUGUCCAAUUCUCCACUUUACAGAGUGCACACAAGGAUCGUGUCAAAGGUUCUGCACUCCGAAGACCCCAAUCUAGAGCAGCAAGACAACAAGCUGCACAGAAGUCUAAUGAAGCAGACGAGUCUGACUUUUUAGUGCCAAACUACGGUCACUCCAGUUUAGAUUUACCUCAGCCCAAAGAGUCCAGCCAAACACACCUGAGUCCGACUUUGCCUAACUCUACGACACCUCCGAUCUUCCCCACUCCUUCCCCCUCUCAAGCCUCGCUCUCUGAAAGCUCCCCCAGACCAUCAGAAUUACCGCUGCCGGGUUCAACAAGUUCUGGAAAAAAGGUCCAUGCUAAGAAUAGCAGAGGUGUGAAGUUACCGCUGUCAUCCGAUGAAGAUGACAUCUUUGGUUCUGACGAUCUGUUUGGGCCGACGCCUAACAAGAUUUCCUCUAGAGAAACCUCCACCGGCCCCCUUCAGGCUAGUAAUGCAGCAGCGGUGAAGAAGGACAAGGAAAAAAGCCCAGUUUCAUCCAUUUUUGAUGACAAUGCUGAUGACCUUUUCCAAAGUGUUAAACCACGGGCAGACAUUAAAAAAGCUACAACCUCGUCAUUUUUGGAAGAAGAUGAGGAUGACCUGUUUGGACUGAGCCACAGUUCCACAUCCACGAGCAGUAAAGACUUCAGAAGUAGUAGUGGUUUUUCAAAACAGGACAUCUUUCAGGAUGAGGGGCUCUCUGGGCCUAAACCUGAUAAGAAAAACAGGGAGAAGACCAUUGACGCAAGUUUGUUUGACGAUGACGUCGACAUUUUUGCAGAUCUGUCCGACACUUUAAAACCCAAACAAAAGUCUAAAACAAAGGGAGAGAUCACAUCAAUAUUUGAUGAUGACAUGGAUGACAUUUUUGCAGUGAAAACGGUAAAACCAGCGGCAAAAGCUCCCCAAAAAUCAGUGAAAGCAUCUUCCCAGGAAAACAGUACAGCGGCGAACUCAAGCAACUUGUUUGAUGAUCCACUCAAUGCUCUGGGUGGAAACUGAUUUUUAAAGGCUCAACUUGUACAGUUGUAGAUCCCUUCUUAUGACGUUGACAAUAAUUCAAAGAUAUUAAACACUGUUGAUAGAGUAUUUAUUGCUAAAAAUUCAUUCUGUGGCUUAUUUUUGACAGAUGACUAAAAUGAACAUUGUCAAAAUCUUGGCAUCUUUGUUGAUAUAAACCGAUGGUCUUUAUAAUACAUAGUAGCACUUUAUAAGCAUAGCAUAUGCUUAACUAUGUGGCCUACAGAUAUAAAACAGAGAUUUUUCUUUUUUCUAUUGGUCUUUUGCCUAGUGAGAUUCCAUUUGUUUUGUUGUGUGCCAUAUGCUUAUGAGAUAUCAAAAUGUUCACUGUCUUAAAUCAUUUUGAUAAAUGUAAUAAGAAAUUUAAUCAUUUCUUAACUUUGGCUGUGAUUUAAAAUGAAAUUUGUUUUUAUAACUAAAAAAUCUUUUUGCUGAA
Molecule: messenger RNA, 4799 nt
Organism: Oryzias latipes (Japanese medaka)
Lineage: Eukaryota; Metazoa; Chordata; Actinopteri; Beloniformes; Adrianichthyidae
Gene: washc2c
Product: WASH complex subunit 2C
Biological process (GO): protein localization to endosome; retrograde transport, endosome to Golgi
Cellular component (GO): early endosome; WASH complex
Molecular function (GO): phosphatidylinositol phosphate binding; retromer complex binding
Source: RefSeq, a predicted model, not a curated record